This is a messenger RNA of Ipomoea nil (Japanese morning glory), 1804 nucleotides long. RefSeq names its product protein DETOXIFICATION 49. Bases 72 to 1721 code for a protein of 549 amino acids. The transcript has a single exon. Lineage: Eukaryota; Viridiplantae; Streptophyta; Magnoliopsida; Solanales; Convolvulaceae. The record is from RefSeq and is a predicted model, not a curated record. Gene Ontology annotation, cellular component: membrane. Gene Ontology annotation, molecular function: xenobiotic transmembrane transporter activity; antiporter activity. Gene Ontology annotation, biological process: xenobiotic detoxification by transmembrane export across the plasma membrane.
UGUGUAAGCCAAAGUGUUCAUCAGCCUGCAAAUUUAACAGCACGACAACCUCAACAGAUGUUGUCGGGGACAUGCCGCAAUUCCCGUCGUCGUCUUCGCUCAAAAUUAUCCCAGAAUUAGAUGAGGCACACUACAUGCUCUCUCCGCUGGUCCCCGACAUCCCAGCAGCAUAUGAUGCGCCCCACAACAGUAGCGCUGCCGCCUUUGUUGUCCUCAGAGAAGUGGAGUCCAUUGCCAAAAUUGCCCUCCCCACCAUCUUCACCGCCCUCCUCCUUUACUCGCGUUCCAUCAUCUCCAUGCUCUUUCUCAGCCGCCUUGGUGACCUAGCCCUCGCCGGCGGAUCCCUAGCUCUCGGCUUUGCUAACAUCACCGGAUAUUCCAUCCUUUCUGGUUUAGCCAUGGGAAUGGAACCCAUCUGCGCCCAAUCUUUUGGUGCCAAGAGAUAUAAUCUCCUUGGUUUAACCUUACAAAGGGCCAUUCUUUUGCUCUUUCUCACUUCACUUCCGAUAGCUCUUCUUUGGGCUAACAUUAAACCAAUUCUCCUCUUCUGUGGUCAAGACCAAUCCAUUGCCACACAAGCCCAAUCUUAUCUUCUAUACUCCAUUCCUGACCUUUUCAUGCAAUCUUUACUUCAUCCAUUGCGCAUUUAUCUCCGAACCCAAUCCAUAACUUUACCUCUAACCUUUUGCGCCGUUUUCUCUAUUCUUCUUCACCUGCCCAUCAAUUAUUUUCUGGUUACAAAACUUAGUUUGGGCGUCAAAGGAGUUGCUCUUAGCGGGGUAUGGACCAACUUCAAUCUUGUAGCUUCAUUGAUCUUAUAUAUACUUAUCUCUGGUGUAUACACCAAGACCUGGUCUUGGGAAGCAGGAAGCAGAUUAUUGUCCACACAGUGCCUCAAAGGGGCAGGAUGGAAAUGUUUACUGAAGUUAGCCAUUCCGAGCUGCAUUUCCGUGUGCCUAGAAUGGUGGUGGUAUGAGAUCAUGAUUUUACUGUGCGGCCUGUUAUACAACCCCAGAGCCACCGUUGCUUCCAUGGGGAUUCUCAUUCAAACCACUUCUUUAAUUUACAUUUUCCCGUCUUCCCUUAGCUUCAGCGUGUCCACCAGAGUGGGGAAUGAGCUGGGCGCAAGACAGCCAAGAAAGGCCAAGCUGGCCGCCAUUGUGGGGGUUUCGGGAAGUUUCAUACUGGGUUUUGUGGCUCUGUGUUUUGCUGUGUCAGUAAGGAACGUAUGGGCGAGAAUGUUCACGGAGGAUAAGGAGAUUGUAGGGUUGACGUCUGGGGUUUUGCCGAUAAUUGGGCUGUGCGAGCUGGGGAACUGCCCGCAAACAACGGGGUGCGGGGUGUUAAGAGGAACAGCUAGGCCUAAAGUGGGAGCAAAUAUUAAUCUGGGGUGCUUCUAUCUGGUGGGAAUGCCGGUGGCCGUGUGGCUCAGCUUCUACGGCGGUUUUGAUUUCCAGGGGCUGUGGGUGGGGCUGUUGGCGGCCCAGGCAUCAUGCAUGCUAACCAUGCUUGUGGUCUUGCUUCGAACAGAUUGGGAGUUUGAAGCCAAGAGAUCCGUAGAUCAGACUACUACUGGAGCAGCAGUAGUAGUCAUUUGGAAUAAUAAUAUUGGUGAUGGUGAUGAGAGUGAAGAAGAAGCACCGGCAUUUGAUGAAGAAGAAGAUGAUGAUGAUCAAAAUGUCAAACCGGAAAACAAGCUGCAGGAUGAUUAUAUUCUUUAAUUUGUGUAUGUUAAUUAAUUGAAUUAUUGCAUGCGUCCAAGAGGAAGAUGAUCAUAUUCAUAUCCACUUUAAUUUUGAACUUC